AUGCCGCCUCCCUUUUCUAUAACUCAGGAGGCAUGUGCCCAUUGCUGGGAUGAAUCGGCUGUUACAACUCCGCAUCAUCAGUCCGCCGUUCACAAGGAGGAGUGCGCUUACUGCUGCCGGACAUGCAUGCACAAUGGAGGUGUUUUGGUGUGCAUGUGUUGCCAUAUCGCCCUCUGUGAAGUGCACGUGAGGAAGCACGUUUCACUGCGCUCGAACCAUGCGAUGUACGUAUGGCUGAAGGAGUGUCCCCAGAAGGAGGAUGAUGCACCGAGGGAUGUGAACAAACUUGGCGUUGUACUCCCAAAAGAAUAUGAGAGCGCCAUCUGCUGCGCCCUGUGCUCACUCACGUUCUCGUCGCCCCCCGAGUUGCUUGAGGGAUGCUACCAGAGUAUCUUGAAUGCCACCUCCACAGGAGCGCAGGGAGCCAUAGACGCAAAUGAAGAGCAGUUUACUCGGCCUCAGUGUCCACAUUUGGUAUGUCUCGAGCAGCAACCUAGCCCAUUCUCACCGGCGCCGAGCCACAUGGAGACUUGUGUUGUUGCGGGUUGUGGUUGUCAGACGGAUAAUUGGAUGUGCGUGACAUGUGGGGCAGUUGGUUGCCCGCGACCUGAAGUAGGUGGCAGGGGCCAUGCACUGGAACACCACAACACCACGCAGCAUCCUGUUGUGGUCAAACUUGGCACGAUAACUCCGUCAGGCGCAGACUUCUACUGUUAUUCUUGCGAUGAUGAAGUAUCCGAUGUGCACUUUGAGGCCCAUAUGAAGCACUUCGGCAUAGAUGUGAAAACAUCAAAAAAAACUGCAAAAACUUUCGGAGAGAUACAGUACGAUUAUUGGUCGCAAUUUGACUUCAACCGGAUUACGGAAAGUGGGGAAACUCUUGUUCCAGUUUUCGGCCCUGGAAGAACCGGGAUGCGAAACUUCGGCAACACGUGCUACAUGAACUGCGUUUUACAGUGUCUAAUGUCGCUAGAGGUCUUUAAAGAGGCGUUCUACGCCGGCCGCGACACACGGCACCAGAAUGCCUGUAGAGAAAACCCCUACAAGUGUCGUAGUUGCCAGGUGGAGCGCGUUGCCAGCGGCCUGCUUUCCGGUGAAUUUUCCAUAAGUGACAAUGAUGAGCCCAACGGUAUAACGGCACGUGAGUUUAAGCAAGUUUUCGCGGAGGGGCAUCCCGAAUUCAGCACCAGUGAGCAGCAGGACGCCCAGGAGUACUUUUUAUAUCUAUUGGAGGAAAUGCGCCGCUACGUCAAACCCUCAUGUGUCGACGCGAAGCAAAACCGGCACCCGGUUGAUAUUUUUAAGAUGAAGUUGGAGAAUCGUGUUGAGUGUAGCUCUUGCCGCAAGGUACGUUACACGUAUGAGUCAGACUGUUGUCUUUCGCUCCCCAUCCCCCUGGGUACCGCAGAGCGGAGGUCUGCUUGUAACCGCAAACUCACGGAAGAAGAAAUUGAGGCAAGUCGUCCUCGGACCUCGCUGGAAGCCUGUAUAACAUCUUUGAUGAAAACCAUUGAAGUAGACUGCAGCUGUAGUGCGUGCGGGAACCAGGUCACCUACAACGAAACUGUACGCGUGGCGACGUUUCCGGAUGUUCUCGCAGUUUACCUCCGUCGGGCACACUUCGACGCGGAGACAAUGACAGUGACGAAGCGGGAUGUGUUUGUAGAGGUACCGGAGGAAGUUGACUUGGAGUAUCUUCGUGGAAAGGGACUACAGAGCGGUGAAGUGGAGAUGCCUUCCAAUGAGCGGGAACUGCGACACAAGCCGGUUUCCGCAGCGCUCACGCCGGUGGACGAGAUGGCGCUCGCUACACUGCUUAGCAUGGGUGUUGAUGAAAAAAUUGCAAAAUACGCGCUGCAGCAGACAGGCAUGAACGUGGAGAGGGCACUUGAUUACGUGUUCAGCCGCAACGACAUUGAGGGGGAAAUCGCAAGGGCCGAGGGCUCUGAAGGUCAAUUGGUUUCCCGCGGGAAUGUCACUGCACCCGAGGUUGAUGGACCGGCAAGCUACCGAUUGCACGCCAUGAUAAGUCACAUGGGAGCCAGUGCCAAGACGGGACACUAUGUAUGCCAUAUACGGGAUGAAGAAACAGGGAAAUGGUUGUUGUUUAAUGACGAAAAGGUGGCGGAGUCAAAGCAGCCACCCUUUGCCUUGGCAUCUCUUUACUUUUACAAGAGAAAAAGGGUUUCUAAUUAG
This is a messenger RNA of Trypanosoma brucei brucei TREU927, 2196 nucleotides long. Its product is annotated as ubiquitin hydrolase, putative. Gene Ontology annotation, molecular function: cysteine-type deubiquitinase activity; zinc ion binding. The transcript has a single exon. Bases 1 to 2196 code for a protein of 731 amino acids. Gene Ontology annotation, biological process: protein deubiquitination. The record is from RefSeq and is a predicted model, not a curated record. Lineage: Eukaryota; Euglenozoa; Kinetoplastea; Trypanosomatida; Trypanosomatidae.